AUUUAUUGAUCAAUAUACAGGCGACUAGAAAGGUUCUUUUGCUAUUUGCAGAAAAAAGUUAUAAAAUUAAGAUAAAUAUUGCAUUCAACAACAAGUGAAAGUGAAAAGCGAUAUAAAAUGAAUUUAAAAAUAUUUUUGUUUAUUAGCGUCAAUGUUUUCUUCAUACAAAUUGUAAAGGGUGAACAAUGUGAAUGUAUUGCUGGACCUCCUGGUUUGAAAGGUGAACGUGGCUUGAUUGGUGUGACUGGUGCUCCUGGUUAUCCUGGAAUUCCUGGUAAGAAAGGUGAUGCUGGGGAACCUGGUCAAGAUGGUCUUCCUGGACUUCCUGGUGUUUAUGGACCUCCUGGUUUGAAAGGUGAACCUGGUUAUAUCGGAAUACCUGGUAUUCCUGAACAUUCUGGUAUCAAAGGUGAUAGGGAUUUUCCAGCCAAUGGCCAACAAUUUUCACCUGCCAAAACAUGCCGUGAUCUCUUUGCUGCCCAUCCCGAAUACAAAUCUGGUGAAUAUUGGAUUGAUCCCAACGAAGCUAAUAUAAUUGAUGCCAUAUUCGUAUUUUGUGAUAAGGAUAGACGAGCCACCUGUAUCAUGCCACAGCCCACAGAAUCUAAUAUAAUUACCUACAAUGGAAAUGAAAAGGAAGUGUGGUUAAGCGAUGUGAUUGAAGGCAUGAACAUACAUUAUAAUAUUGAUAAUUAUCAAAUGGGAGCAUUGCAGCGAAUGUCACUCAAUGCCACACAAAAAAUAACAUUCAACUGCAAGAACACAAUAGCCUACGACGAUGAUGCAUUGAACUCUUCUAGAAAGGGUUUGAAAUUGUUAACCUGGAACGAUGCCGAAUUAAAGUCCGAAGGUUCCCAAUUCCUAAGAUAUAAAGCCGAACUAGACGACUGUCGUAAACGUUCCAGCACCUGGGAAAAAACUGUUAUCAGAUACACCACCAACAAAACGCAAAGAUUACCUAUUGUCGAUAUAGCGAUACGUGAUGUGGGCAAACCUUAUCAAGAAUUCAGCAUCGAAUUGGGGCCGGCUUGUUUCUUUUAGUCAUAUUUUUUAUACAAUUUAUAAUAACCUUUUUUUUAAUCCUGGUUUUCAUUAAAAACUAAAAAAUAAAUUUCUAAAAAGAAAAUGCUUACAAUAAAUCAAAUUUCAAUAAAAAAAAA
This is a messenger RNA of Calliphora vicina (urban bluebottle blowfly), 1160 nucleotides long. RefSeq names its product collagen alpha-1(I) chain-like. Gene Ontology annotation, biological process: extracellular matrix organization. Gene Ontology annotation, cellular component: collagen type IV trimer. Gene Ontology annotation, molecular function: extracellular matrix structural constituent conferring tensile strength. NCBI's taxonomy places the organism in Eukaryota, Metazoa, Arthropoda, Insecta, Diptera, Calliphoridae. The transcript is spliced from 6 exons. The record is from RefSeq and is a predicted model, not a curated record. Bases 118 to 1041 code for a protein of 307 amino acids.